AUGAAGAUCUUCCCCGAAUCCAGCUUCUUCAAGGAGAAACGAGCGGAUACACUUCCAUCGACAGCUGACGUUCGAGCCAUCAACGAAGGGUCGGGCGAUCCAUCUGCCACAAGCUUCAAUUGUCCCCCACCUGUCAUGAUUCCAUCGCUGGGGUUGGUUGUGAAAUAUGGCGCGGAUAUAACUAUUGCUGAAGCCCAGACCCAAAUAAUGCUACGCGAGCAGUUACAAAACCGUGUACCUGUUCCUGAAGUCUUUGGCUGGGCACAGGAUGCGAGACAGACUUUUAUUUAUAUGUCAUUCGUGGAGGGUGAGGCGUUAAUGGAGAGAUGGGGCGACUUGAAUGAAGACGAAAUACGAGCCAUUUGUGAGGAACUUGGCCAUUACAUGAAAAUGAUAAGGUCUUUGAAACAAGACCUUGAUGUCCCUUACAUUGGCAGUCUAGGCAAGCAACUACUGAACGACGGACUUCUCGUAUACCGUCCAAAGCUUGUUGGCCCCUUCCAAGGCACCAACGCUGUCGAACAGUUUCACAACACUUGCGGGAUUGAAAUUAGCAGUGAUGUACCCAUUGUGUUUACGCAUAAUGAUUUUCUUGCACCCAACAUCAUGAUACCCCCCGGGCGGAAUCCGAAAGUGGCUGCGAUCAUCGACUGGGCCCAGGCUGGAUGGUACCCUGCAUACUGGGAAUAUUGCAAGGCGCGGUGGAUGAAUGUGAAUACGGAUUACUUUGAUAUUGCCUUCCAAGAAGAUUGGCGCCUGAAAUAUCUGCCAAUGAUUCUGGAUCCUGUGGAUGAUGAGACAUGCUAUCAUCCUUGGAUUUAUUUCGCCUUGUCGAAAAUCUAA
This is a messenger RNA of Aspergillus pseudoviridinutans, 843 nucleotides long. RefSeq names its product aminoglycoside phosphotransferase family protein. Lineage: Eukaryota; Fungi; Ascomycota; Eurotiomycetes; Eurotiales; Aspergillaceae. Bases 1 to 843 code for a protein of 280 amino acids. The record is from RefSeq and is a predicted model, not a curated record. The transcript is spliced from 2 exons.